Corylus avellana is the source of this 1044-nucleotide messenger RNA. The record is from RefSeq and is a predicted model, not a curated record. Lineage: Eukaryota; Viridiplantae; Streptophyta; Magnoliopsida; Fagales; Betulaceae.
AUGGAAGUGAACUUUGUCAUAAGGAAAGUCCGUUUUCAUGCCUGCGUUCCUUCUUGGGAAGCUUCAAAAGUCCAAAGAGCAUGCUUCUCCAUAGCUGCUGAUACCCUUUCACCAGCUCACUCUCUCUCUCAUUCAAAGAGAGAGACCAUAGUAUCUAAAGGUGGCACUUUUGAGCUCGGUUUCUUCAAACCAGGCACUUCAUCAAAAAUCUACCUGGGCAUAUGGUAUAAAAGGUUUCAUGAGGAAAUUGUUUGGGUAGCAAAUAGAGAAAACCCUUUGUCUCACCCAUCUUCCUCAAGACUUGAGCUCUCAGAAAAUGGCAAUCUACUCCUUUUUGACGGUUCCUCCGAGAUCCCAAUUUGGUCAACAAAUUUGACAUUUCCCCAGUCAAAUAUAACUGAAGCAGUACUUGGUGAUGAUGGAAAUUUUGUUUUGACAGGUAGAUCGAACACGUCUUCUAUAUUUUGGGAGAGUUUCGACCAUCCAACCGAUACAUUGCUGCCAGGAGCGAAGCUUGGGGUCGAUAAGGUUACUGGAAAACCACAGCAACUCAUUUCAUGGAAAAAUUCACAAGAUCCAUCACCUGGGGUGUUCUCACUCGGGUUAAACCCAAAUGGAACCAAUCAGUUUUUCUUAGAGUGGAACAGAUCCCAAAUCUAUUUGAGGUCGGAAGUUCUGAAUGAAACAUCUCUCAGAUCACAUUCUGAAAAGAGCAUGUUCUUCAACUUCAGUUUUGUGACAAGUAAAAUUAAUGAAAGUGAGAGAUAUUUUACUUACUCUUUUCGUAAUCCUUCUACCCUUGGUAGAUAUCGAAUUGACCAAACAGGACAGUUUAGGGCACUGGUGUGGCUACCUGGCGUCUCCGUUUGGAAUACAUUUUGGUCUGCACCGACGAACCUAUCAGAUGUCUACGCUUUGUGUGGUGCAUUUGGCGUGGUACAAUACCCUGACAAUUUCUCAAACCCUUGUGAGUGUCUAAAAGGUUUCAAACCAUUUUCGAUGGAAGACACCAGACUAAAUGAUUGGUCAGGCGGUUGUAUGUGA